CUUGCACACACUGCCGUCUCUGUCCUCACACAUCACUCACCUUCAGAGAAGCAAUGGAGGAUUUAGUUUUUCUUCUGGUUUUGCUCCAAACUGUAACUGUACAGAUGAGCUCUGUGCAUUCUGUAGCAGCCACCAGUCGGGUCUGUCCAAGCUCUGUAACGUACACAAGUGAACGGUCAGGCCUGUGCUGCGAUCGAUGUCCCCCAGGACAUAAGCUGAAGGAGGAAUGCACUGAAACUAAUGACUCUGUCUGUGAACCAUGUGGACCAGACCAGUAUAAUGAGAACUGGAACUUUGCCUCAAACUGCAUCUCCUGUGUCAAAUGCAAAGAUGUGAAGGGUCUGCAGUAUGCACAGAACUGCUCCUCCACUAAAAGGGCUAAGUGUGAGUGCAAGUCGGGCAGGUACUGUGCCAUUGGAAAUGCCAAUGGCCAGUGUCAGGAAUGUGCCGCCUACAGAAAAUGCAAAAAAGGAUUUGGUGCAUCAAAGCCAGUGACAAAUACAUCUAAUGUAACAUGUAAAAAGUGUCCAGAGGGGACUUUCUCUGACACUAUCUCCACUGAAGCCUGCAAACCCCACUCAAUCUGCGGUGAAAGCCACAUUAUCAGUAAAGGCAAUGCCACUUCAGACACAGUAUGCAAAGUUGCUGCAAGCACCCAACCCACGGUCAUGCUUAAGACCAAACCAGAAUCUACAGUAAUGCCAGGAAUUCAAGUUACUGAGCACAAGACAAUUCCCAAACAAAUCUCAAACUCCCCAGGUCCUAGCAAUUUUAGUUCUUCAACAGAACGUUUCAGUCGGACAAUAAGCGAAGUGCCGCUGGACACUGGACCAGAUAAACAACUAGCUGCGGGCUUUGGAAGUGUUGCUGGCAUCUUUCUGAUUCUCAUUGUGGUAGUUCUGGUAGUAUUUCGUAAACAAGUCUUCAAGAAAGCUACUGUAGACAAUGAAAAUGGAAACUGUGACACAGACAGUGAUAAUACAAACCUCUGUUAUCUGGAUACUGAGCAUUCGUGUUUCAAAGCUGUGCAGCCAGAACAACAGUGUCUUCUUGAGAAUGGGGAUGCCAACCAAAAUCACUGCAUUAGCAACUGCAAAUCUAAUGGACAACUACAGUCAACAAUACCUGUUUGCCAACCUCAGUCUGCUUUGUCCGAGCCUCUUCCUCUCCACUCCAACGUGGAUCAAGUUUUUUCCCAAAUUGGUACAAGUUUGCAGUCUUCUUCACAGCCCACAAGUCCACAAAGCAUGGUCCCAAGUCCUCUGGUCAAUGUCAACAUCAAUUUGCAUAUUGGUGGACCUCCAGGUGUGAUGCUCACAGACAUACCGCCAGCAGAGCCUAAAAUCCCUUUUGGAGAGGAAGAGGAGAGUUGUAGUCUUCUGCAGCAGGAAGAUGGCAAGCCCUCACUGCUGUCUGUGGAAGAAAGUGGAAAUUUGAAUAAUAUGUCAACAAAAACACUAGACCAGUCUGUGUAAAUAGUUGUUUUAAAAGGGUGGGGAGUCGAUGUUUGUUGUGGGUUUGAACAAAACAUCGAACGGAAAGGUGGACUUGACAGCGAUGUGAGGUACAGCUCUUGCUACAUGUUUUAUUGAUGCAAAAGUCAGAUGGCUGUGCACACUGAUAAUGUUGUUUAUAUGCACAAAAGUAUUAAUGUAAAAAAUGAAUGUAAAUAAUUGUAAAAUAAGAAGUCUAAUUGUAAAUUCCUACUUGUUAUUUUUAUUUUAUUUUUUUGUUUUUCUGUCUACUCUUAAACAGCAGAGGAUUGUUAUUAUUUAGUCAAAAGAGUUCUACCACUCUGCUGUGUUGGUAUGAGCUGAUUUUAUGUGCAACAAAAUAGUAAAAUCAGCUAAAAUGUAAAGAAAUCAGAACAUUAGUAUGUAUAUGUGUGAGUGUGUAGCCUAUGUGGUUGACGUGAUCAAAAUUAUAAUUCAACAAAAAAGUUCUCAUGAAGGAUCUAGCCUAAAGUAAAGAAAACAAAGUGUUUUUAUAAUUGUAAUGUAAUAGGGAAAUAGCUUAAGGACAUUGAAAUGUUGUUUAAAGCUAAAUAAACUUAUUAACUCU
Molecule: messenger RNA, 2061 nt
Organism: Periophthalmus magnuspinnatus
Lineage: Eukaryota; Metazoa; Chordata; Actinopteri; Gobiiformes; Gobiidae
Gene: tnfrsf1b
Product: tumor necrosis factor receptor superfamily, member 1B
Exons: 9
Coding region: 54-1475 (473 amino acids)
Biological process (GO): regulation of T cell proliferation; intrinsic apoptotic signaling pathway in response to DNA damage; regulation of T cell cytokine production
Molecular function (GO): tumor necrosis factor receptor activity; tumor necrosis factor binding
Source: RefSeq, a predicted model, not a curated record